CACACACAGUGAGACGACGACGAAGAGCGUUUGGAAAUUAAAUGUGCGGGGCUUCGUGGAAUAAGAAGUGUGUUAAAGGUUGUGUAGUCCUGCCAGCAGGAGUGAAGUUUCAAAGUUCAGUGUCCAACACCAGAAACAAGUGCGACAUCUUGUAGUGUCUGAUCGACAGGCUCGAUGGCUCAGUUUAGUCGUGUGUCGAGGUCUGUUGGCUUGAUUACUCUCCAAAAUCCUCCUGUCAACGCGCUCAGUGCAGCCGUGAGGCAGGGCAUCGUUGACACGGUGCAGAGAGCACUCAGUGACCCAAAGGUGAAGACUCUGGUCAUCUGUGGCCAGAAUGGAGUGUUUUGUGGUGGGGCGGACAUCAAGGAGUUCAGGACAGAGAUGUCGGGGCCUCCUCUUGUACCAAUGAUCCACGCCAUCGAAACUGCAAACAAGCCGGUGAUAGCAGCCAUAGAGGGAAUCGCUUUAGGAGGAGGCCUUGAGUUGGCACUUGGUUGUCAUUAUCGAAUUGCACACUCAAAAGCCAGACUGGGGUUUCCAGAGGUGACUCUGGGUCUGCUGCCAGCUGCAGGGGGAACCCAACGUCUGCCAAGGCUCAUCGGCUUCCCAGCUGCGUUAAACCUCAUCACCACAGGCCGCCAUGUGACCGCUGCUGAGGCUCUGCAGCUUGGAAUAGUGGAUCAGGUUACUGAUCACAACACUGUGGACGCAGCUGUGAAGUUUGCCCAGAGUGUUGAAGGUCAGUCGCCGGAUGCCCGUCGUUUAAGCACCUAUCCAUGUCCGCGCCCGUCUGAUUUGGACGCUCUGUUUGAGGAGGUGAUGCUGAAGGUGCGACAGAGUGCCCGCGGAGCUAUAGCACCAGUUACAUGUGUCCAGGCAGUGCGGGCAGCUGCCACCCUUCCUUACGCUCAGGGCAUGGAGCGAGAGAAAGAGCUAAUGGCCACUCUGUUCACCUCAGGCCAAGCCCGAGCCCUGCAGUACUGUUUCUUUGCUCAGAGAGCUGUUGGCAGGUGGAGCAUGCCCAGUGGAGCCCGCUGGGACACAAGCAAGCCCAAGCCUGUGCAUAAAGCAGCUGUCAUCGGUCUCGGCACCAUGGGGAGGGGCAUAGCAGUGGCCCUGGCGCAGACAGGGUUAUCUGUGGUUGCCGUGGAGACCCAGGAGAAGCAGAUGAUGGAGGCAAAGCAGGUAGUAUCUGGCAUGUUGGAGCGUGGGGCGAAGAGACGUGGGGUGACUCCAGCGCUUGAUAGGAUCACUUACAGCAGGAACAUUCAGGCUGUAGCAAGUGUCGACCUGGUCAUCGAGGCUGUGUUUGAGGACAUGGCUUUGAAGGAGGAAAUCUUUCGGCAGCUGUCUGCCAUCUGUAAACCAGGCACUCUCCUCUGUACAAACACGUCUGGAUUAGACGUGGACCACCUGGCCUCUCAAAUCCACAACCCAGAGCUGGUGGUUGGGAUGCACUUCUUUGCCCCAGCCCAUGUUAUGAAGCUGCUGGAGGUGGUGUAUGGGCCGCGAUCCUCUCCUCGAGCUGUGGCCACUGCCAUGGAACUGGGAAAGAAAAUGGGCAAAGUCAGUGUGGCUGUUGGCAACUGCCGUGGCUUUGUGGGGAACCGCAUGCUGAAGCCGUACGUUGAACAAGCUUUCUUCCUUUUGGAGGAGGGAGCUACACCUGAAUUGGUAGACCGAGUGCUGGAGGAGUUUGGUUUCGCCAUGGGUGUUUUCAGAAUGUCCGACCUCUCAGGACUCGAUGUGGGCUGGAGAGUCCGGAAGGGAGACGGCCUGGUGGAGCCCGGUUUGGUAAAAGGGCAGUCAGCUAGAAUCCGACAGGGACGGAGGUACAGCCCCCUGGGAGACCUGCUCUGUGAGCAGGGACGCUUCGGCCAAAAAACUGGCCGGGGAUGGUACCAGUAUGACAAACCCGGCAGUCAGGUUGCCAGGUCUGACCCUUGGAUGCACAGCUUUCUGGAGGGGUUCAGAGCCCAGCAUGGCCUGGUGGCACGACGCAUUGACCACCAGGAGGUGCUGGAGCGCUGCCUCUACGCCCUGAUCAACGAGGGCUUCCGCAUCCUGGAGGAGGGAAUAGCUGCAGGACCCGAAGACAUCGAUGUCAUCUAUGUGUUUGGCUAUGGCUGGCCCAAGCACCGUGGAGGUCCCAUGUUCUACGCGGGCAUGGCGGGGCUGGAGAAGGUCCUUGAGAAGCUGGAGCAUUACCAUCAGGCUCAUCCUGAUGUGCCUCACCUGCAGCCCUGCAGCCUCCUCAGGAAGCUGGUGGCCAGCGGCAGCCCACCUAUCCAUAAGUGGAAAGAAGUCAUCAGGAAGCUCCACAGCCAGCUUUAAAUCUCAAACAUACAGAAUUUACUCUCAUUAUAAACGUUAAUAAUGAAUCUCUUAUACUUUGAUUAAACACACAAUGAACUGCACUUACAUUGUGCUUUAUAAUAAUACUGAUCAUCUAAAUUGUGAUUAUGGAUGAUACCGUGGAAGCCUGUUGUUCUUCCUGUGAUAACUACUCAUAACAUCUGUCAGCCUACACUGAACAGCCACUUUACUAGAUAAACCUCUGCACUAUAAUGCCUUUCAGUGCAACAGCACUGCAGUAAAUCCAAUCUCUGUGAAGCUCGUACUGUUUUUGUUGACACUAAAUGAGAAAUAUUAAUUGAACUUGCAAUAUAUUAAUUGAAGUAUUGUUCCUGAUGUUGUAUCUUUUGAUAUGCUGCAAUUAGUUUAACUACUGCAACAGCUUAAGUUGUGCAGUGGGUUGCAAUAUUGGAAUGAAUUUGAUUGGAAAAAAUGGCGAAUCAGUGCAGUUUUUUUACAAUGUUUUUUUCUUUUAAAUUCUAUAAAGGCAAGCAGAACACAAACUGUUGUUAGAUCUUUGGGGUUUUUUUGUUUGUUUGUUUUGUUUCGUUUUUAAAAAUUUAAACAUUUUCGUGCCAAAGAGAUGACCUGUCAUCCGAUGCCUCAAUAAAGA
Messenger RNA from Scatophagus argus, 2968 nucleotides. RefSeq names its product enoyl-CoA, hydratase/3-hydroxyacyl CoA dehydrogenase (gene ehhadh). Gene Ontology annotation, biological process: fatty acid beta-oxidation. Gene Ontology annotation, cellular component: peroxisome. Gene Ontology annotation, molecular function: (3S)-3-hydroxyacyl-CoA dehydrogenase (NAD+) activity; NAD+ binding. Lineage: Eukaryota; Metazoa; Chordata; Actinopteri; Scatophagidae. The coding region runs from base 175 to 2334 and encodes 719 amino acids. The transcript is spliced from 7 exons. The record is from RefSeq and is a predicted model, not a curated record.